Perca flavescens (yellow perch) is the source of this 3407-nucleotide messenger RNA. Its product is annotated as extensin. Gene Ontology annotation, cellular component: MICOS complex; mitochondrion. The transcript has 9 exons. Gene Ontology annotation, biological process: inner mitochondrial membrane organization. The record is from RefSeq and is a predicted model, not a curated record. Lineage: Eukaryota; Metazoa; Chordata; Actinopteri; Perciformes; Percidae. The coding region runs from base 156 to 2852 and encodes 898 amino acids.
CCAAUAGCAGCAGCUGUUGUUGUUAGCGGUGGGAAGGGCAGAUUGUUGCAGCCGAGUUGAUUUCACUGAGAUCCACGUUGUGGAUUAAAUAUUUCCAGUAGGCAGUAAACCUGUGUAGCUGCGGCUGCUGCAGGUGUGUGUGUGUGUGUGUGUGGAUGGGGGGAAACAGCCCGAGUCACCUCUCUCGUGAGGAUGGUGAAGGCGGAGGAGUUACUUUUGUGAAGGGCAUUCGGCUGUCGGAUAAAGUGAUCCAUCGGAUGAAACAGUCUUCAAAGGUCGUCGUUCCUCCACUUUCUCAGAAUGGACGUCCUCCUCCACAAACACCUGAAACCCAAACACCCACUCCAGUCCCCCCCUCUGUCCAACACUUGAUACCUCUUCUGACACCACCUGCAUUAGUGGAACCUGUUCCUGCUGUAAAACUUGUCCCUCCUCCUCCUGUAAAGUUCCACUCCCUGCCUCCACCUGUAGAGCCCAAAUCUCCACCUCUAACCGCCCCUGUAGGCUCAGACCCUGCUCCACCACCACCUCCUCCCCAAGAAGCCCCAUCCACACCUCCAUCAGUGGAACCUCCUCCUGCUGUAAAGGUUCACUCCCUGCCUCCUACUUCUGUGGAGCCUGAGGCCCCGCCAAAACCUCCACCUCUGACCGACACUGUUGUCUCAGCCCCUGUAUCUCCACCUCCUGUGGAGCUUGAAUCUCCUCCUCCUCCGCCUGCUGUAGUGGAUCCAGUAGUUCUACCUCCUGUUGAAUCAUUUAUCCCACCCCAUAUAGAACCAGAAUCCCUGUCAGAACACAUCUUCAAACCUGUUGUCCUAGCUCCACCUGUAGAAUCAGCUGUAGCUCCACCUGUAGAAUCAGCUGUAGCUCCAGCUGUAGCUCCACCUGAACCUUUAGCUUCACCUCUGCCAUCUGAAACACUUCCAACUACUAUUGAGCCUGCUGCUGUAGCUCCCUCUGUUCAACCUCUUGAAGUGGUUGUCUUGUCUGCGCCACCAGUGGAAACCGUUCAACCUCUGCCCACUGUUGAUUUUACACCAGUUGAACCAAUAACACCACCCUGUCCUGUAGUUUUACCUCCCCAAAUGGAGACAACUCUUGUUGAGCCUGCAGUCCCACCUGCUGCAGUUGAAAAAGAAGUGCCUCCAGUCGUGGCUCCAGCUGUCGAUCCACCGCCUCCAUGUGAACUGCUCCCACCUUCUCCAGAGCCGGUGGCAGCACCCUCUCCUCCACCAAAGCCGGUAGCGGCACCCUCUCCCCCUCCAGAGGCACCCUCUCCCCCUCCAGAGCUGGUGGCGGCACCCUCUCCCCCUCCAGAGGCACCCUCUCCCCCUCCAGAGCUGGUGGCGGCACCUUCUCCCCCUCCAGAGGCACCCUCUCCCCCUCCAGAGCUGGCGGCACCCUCUCCCCCUCCAGAGCCAGUGGCAGCACCCUCUCCCCCUCCAGAGGCACCCUCUCCCCCUCCAGAGCCGGUGGCUGCACCCUCUCCCCCACCAGAGCCGGUGGCGGCACCCUCUCCCCCACCAGAGCCGGUGGCAGCACCCUCUCCCCCACCAGAGCCGGUGGCGGCACCCUUUCCCCUUCCAGAGCCAGUGGCGGCACCCUUUCCCCUUCCAGAGCCGGUGGCGGCACCCUUUCCCCUUCCAGAGCCGGUGGCGGCACCCUCUCCCCCUCCAGAGCCGGUGGCUGCACCCUCUCCCCCACCAGAGCCGGUGGCGGCACCCUCUCCCCCACCAGAGCCGGUGGCAGCACCCUCUCCCCACCAGAGCCGGUGGCGGCACCCUUUCCCCUUCCAGAGCCAGUGGCGGCACCCUUUCCCCUUCCAGAGCCGGUGGCGGCACCCUUUCCCCUUCCAGAGCCGGUUGCGGCACCCUCUCCCCCCACCAGAGCCGGUGGCAGCACCCUCUCCCCCACCAGAGCCGGUGGCAGCACCCUCUCCCCCACCAGAGCCGGUGGCAGCACCCUCUCCCCUUCCAGAGCCGGUUGCGGCACCCUCUCCCCCUCCAGAGCUCACUUUUGAAGAGCCCUCGCCAUCCUGUCACUGUGUGGAGCUGGCCAUCAGACCCACUGGUGCACCUGUAUGUGAACCCGUCGUAGAGCCUCCUCCGGCACCACCUCUACCUGCUCCAACUCCCCCUGCUGAGGAGCCCGCCAUAACCCUGUCUCUGCACCCUGUUGUUGAGGACGAAGUGCCUGCUGUCACCUCAGCGUCCCCACCUGCAGCAGCCCCGCCUGUUCCUCCUGAAGUGGUGGAGGAAGAGUUGAGGCAGAAGAUCAAAGAGGAGAUGCAGAUGAGUCUGGAGGAGGAGAUCAAUCAGAAGAGGCAGGAGCUGCAGCGACAGCUGGAGGAGAUGAGGGCUCAGGCUCAAGCAGAGGCCCAAGCAGCCGCUCAGGCUCAGGUGGAGGAGCAGGUGAAAAAGACGCUGGAGGGGGAGAAGGCGGCUUACGUGGAGAACCUGACCGACUCCAUCAUGAAGGAGCGAAUGAAGACUGACGACGAAAGGCUCAUGGUGCAGCUUUAUCGGAUGGAGCUGAAGGCUCAUCAGCUGGAGGAGAGGGAGAAAGAGUUGAUGAAACGAGACGCUCUCUACAAGGAACAUAUCGCAAAACUUGAAGCAAAGUGCACUGAGUUUUACAAAGUGACUGCUGAGAGCUUCGAGAAGGGCAAGGAAGAGACUCACAACCGCUUUGCGCGUUUCAAUAUCCAGCCAGUGUGUGGUGACUUGCAGAGUCAGAUUUUAAAAUGCUACAAGGAGAACACAGGAAAGACUCUGUCGUGCUCAAUUAUCGCCUCGGCCUACAUGCAGUGUGUGGACAACGCCAAGAAGAAUAAAUUGAGCACUAGAGGUUAAUGUGGACCACUUGAUGAGGAUGACAACAUCUUAAAGCUUUACUGCUGCAGCAAAGACAAGUUGAUGGACAGAAUUCAACAAAGUUACAGGAGAAUCAACUCCAGCCUUUACAUGUAUCUGGAAGAAGUAGCACAUGCUGUAGCCAGGCCAGUAGUCUGGUCUCGUACUGGUAAUGUCAUGUUUGCAACCUCUCUGGUUCUUCAGAUCAUUUUGAAACCAAUUGUGCCACAAUAACUGAUGGAAAAAUCAAGUUCUUGUCUUUGUAAAUGAGAUAAAACACAACAAAGGAGCAGAAAGGUUAAACUUGUGAAACCAAGUAAGGUGUUUGUAUGAGAUCUAUAUAUACUGAAGGAGAUCCUGGUAAAUCAUUAUGUAUGUGUGCCUUGAAGUUAUGAAAGCUAAAUAUAAGAUUGCAGAUGCAUGAAAGAACUGUUUAACAGAGUGUGAAGUAACAAAGACCUGUACAUGUUUGAGGUUAUUGUACUGUAUAUACAUUAUUUCUGGUGCAUGCAAAAACAUUUAAUCAAACCUCAAUAAAUUUGUUGUGAAAUCACA